AAGACAAUCUCAUCAAAUCAAAUCAUAUCAAAACACACUUUAACUUCCUUUUAAUCAAAACAAUCUAACAAAUUAUAUAACAAUGGCCGCUUCCAGCAACCGCUCAAUCCUCUUGUCGAUGAUGGCAUUAUUGGCCAUAUCAAGCAUCACUACAAGUCAUGCUGCUCGUAGCCUACUGCAACUUCCUAACUUGCCUACAAUCCCUUCAUUGCCUCAGCCGACAGUGCCAAAAUUGCCCACUAUACCAAACUUGCCAACAGCAGUCACAUUGCCACCAUUGCCAAGCGUUGCAUCGUUGCCAACACUUCCAACAGCUAACACACCUUUACCUUCUUUGCCAACAUUGCCCUCUGUGCCUAAGAUGACUCUGCCACCAAUGCCUGCCAGCAUUCCUCUACCCAACAUGCCAUCCCUUCCAAACAUUCCCGCAAUUCCAAAUAUUAUUCCUACAAAUUCACCUCCUCCAUCCAACUAAAUACUAAUCUCGCAGCUUCCAACCACAUUAUAUUUACCUAUGUACCCAAUAGAUCACUACCACAUUUUAUUUUUUUGCUUUUCCUUGGCAUCUUAAUCUUUAUGUGAUUCUUGACAAUGUAUUGUAUCAUAUUAUAUUCUCCAAAUUCUAUACAUUGAUUGUCAUUUGCGUUGAUACAA
Molecule: messenger RNA, 654 nt
Organism: Solanum pennellii
Lineage: Eukaryota; Viridiplantae; Streptophyta; Magnoliopsida; Solanales; Solanaceae
Product: protein PELPK1-like
Exons: 1
Coding region: 83-475 (130 amino acids)
Source: RefSeq, a predicted model, not a curated record